Molecule: messenger RNA, 1114 nt
Organism: Onychostruthus taczanowskii (white-rumped snowfinch)
Lineage: Eukaryota; Metazoa; Chordata; Aves; Passeriformes; Passeridae
Product: solute carrier family 12 member 4-like
Exons: 8
Coding region: 1-1044 (347 amino acids)
Biological process (GO): chemical synaptic transmission; cell volume homeostasis; potassium ion homeostasis
Cellular component (GO): membrane
Molecular function (GO): potassium:chloride symporter activity
Source: RefSeq, a predicted model, not a curated record
AUGGGGGGGUCAUGGGGGAGUAUUGGGGCGCUGCGGGUGGCACUGUCGCAGGCCGGUGCCCGUGGCUUCGUGCAGGUGCUGGUGACGGCCGAGGUGGGGGCGGGGCUGGCGGCGCUCGUGCAGGGGGUGGGGCUGGGGGCGCUCCGCCCCAACGCCGUCCUGCUGGGCUGGCCCCGCCGCUGGCGGCAGCAGCCGGACCCCGCCCGCGCCGCCAGGGACUUCGUGGAGCUGCUGCGGGUGGCGGGCGCCGCGGGCCGGGCGCUGCUGGUGUCCAAGGGCACGGCGGAGCCGGGGCUGUCCCCGGGGCUGUCCCCGUGUCCCGGCGUGUCCCCGGGGCUGUCCCCGUGUCCCGGGGCGUCCCCGGGGGUGUCCCCGGGCCCGGAGCUGUCCCCGGGGGGGUCCCCGAGGGGGUCCCUGGAUGUCUGGUGGGUGGUGGGCACCGGGCGGCUCCUGACGCUGCUGCCGCUGCUGCUGCGACAGCACCCGGUGUGGCGGGGCUGUCCCCUGCGCCUGUUCACGGUGGCGCUGCUGGAGGACAACAGCGAGCGGCUGCGGCGCCUGCUCGAGGCCGUGGUGCGGCGCCGGGGGCUGCCCGCGCAGGUGCACGUGGUGGAGCUGCACGACGGCGCGGUCUCUGAUUACACGUACGAGCGGACGCUGAUGAUGGAGCAGCGCUCGCAGAUGCUGCGGCUGCUGCGCCGCGCCCAGGGAGGCCCCGCCCCCUCGCAGCCACCCAGCGCCGAGGAGGAGGAGGGAGGGGGAGGGGAACCGCGGAGAGAGCCCAGCCCGGGUAACGUCCGUCGCAUGCACGCGGCCGAGCGCCUCAACGCCGCCAUCCUGGAGCACUCGGGGGGGGCGGGGCUGGUGCUGCUGGACCUGCCGCCCCCUCCCCCGCCCCGGCCGCCCCGGCCCCUGGAGAACUACCUGGAGUUCCUGGAGGUGCUGACCGAGGGCCUGGGGCCGGUGCUGCUCGUCAGGGACGGUGACGGGGACGGCGACCAGUGCUCCCAGUAUGGAACUGGGAACGGGACUGGGGAGCCCUGAGAGACCAGUGCUCCCAGUAUGGAACUGGGAACGGGACUGGGGAGCCCUGAGAGACCAGUGCUCCCAGUAU